Arvicola amphibius (Eurasian water vole) is the source of this 1982-nucleotide messenger RNA. It is a transcript of the gene Asrgl1, whose product is annotated as asparaginase and isoaspartyl peptidase 1. NCBI's taxonomy places the organism in Eukaryota, Metazoa, Chordata, Mammalia, Rodentia, Cricetidae. The record is from RefSeq and is a predicted model, not a curated record. The transcript has 7 exons. Gene Ontology annotation, molecular function: asparaginase activity. Bases 105 to 1061 code for a protein of 318 amino acids.
GGAGCGGUUGCGGGGCCCAGCAGUUUGCUGCCUGGUGGCUUGGCCAACCUGACAUCCUGGCGACCUCCACGCACCGAGAAAGUGUUCCGGGCACCCGCGGCUCCAUGGCUGCGUCAGCCCGAGGCUCCAUCGACGUGAGUCUCGUGGUGGUAGUCCAUGGUGGCGGAGCCAGCACCAUCUCGGCCGACCGGAAAGAGCGGGUGCGCGAGGGCAUAGCCAGAGCAGCCACCGAGGGCUACAACAUCCUCAAGGCCGGAGGGAGCGCGGUUGAUGCUGUGGAAGGAGCCGUGACUGUCCUGGAAAACGACCCAGAGUUCAACGCAGGCUGUGGGUCUGUCCUGAAUGUGAAAGGUGACGUUGAGAUGGACGCUAGCAUCAUGGAUGGGAGGGACCUGUCCGCAGGAGCAGUGUCUGCCGUGCGCUGUAUCGCAAAUCCCACGAAGCUUGCACGGCUUGUUAUGGAAAAGACACCUCAUUGCUUUCUGACUGGCCAUGGUGCAGAGAAAUUUGCAGCAGACAUGGGGAUUCCAGAGACUCCUGUAGAAAAACUGAUAACGGAGAGAAGCAAGAAGCACCUGGAAAAAGAGAAGCUUGAGAAGGGGGCCCAGAAAGCUGACUGCCCUAAAAACUCAGGAACGGUGGGUGCUGUUGCCUUGGACUGCAAAGGAAAUUUGGCCUAUGCCACCUCUACUGGAGGGAUUGUCAAUAAAAUGGUCGGCAGAGUUGGAGACUCACCUUGCAUAGGAGCUGGAGGUUACGCAGACAAUAACGUUGGCGCCGUCUCAACCACAGGGCAUGGAGAAAGUAUCCUGAAGGUGAAUCUGGCCAGACUCGCCCUCUUUCAUGUAGAACAAGGAAAGACCGUAGAAGAGGCUGCUGAGUUGGCGUUGAAUUAUAUGAAGUCAAAGCUCAAAGGUCUAGGUGGCCUCAUCUUGGUGAGCAAAACAGGAGACUGGGUAGCAAAGUGGACCUCUGCCACCAUGCCCUGGGCAGCGGUGAAGAAUGGCAAGCUGCAGGCCGGCAUUGACCUUUGUGACACCAAGACCAUGGACCUGCACUAAACCCCAGAAGAUUGUAAUCUGCCUGCUAGGCUGGCAGUGAGGUUGAGCUGCCUGGUGUGGAGACCUAGCUCAAUCAAUUAGAUGUAGACAUGGAAAACUAACGCCGUCUGUCCCUCCUUUUGUUCCCUUGAUCAGUGAGGCAAUGAAUGUUUGGUUGAGGGUCAGAUUCUGAAGCGAUGAGAUGCCUGUGUUAAGACAGUAAAUAUGGGAGCCUUAGGGAGCCCCUAUUUCCCAGUCUCCAUCAUGCAAGGCUAGAAGGGAGCCGCUAGAUUUUGACCUCAGAACUGCUUUUGGGCUGAGAGAACAGCAACUUGCAGAGGCUAGCUUGGGAGGUAUGGGAGGAAGGGCUGAAGAAAGGUGUUAGAGAGAAAGACCCAAGUCAGGUGAAGCUCAAAAUGUUGCAGAGUUCAUUCUGAGACACAAGAACACCUGGCAAGAUGUGCAGGGAGGAGUUCUUUAUCUGUGUGGGGGAUUGGAACUUUCUAGAACAGAACACUCAAACUUCUCCAACACGUAUCUGGGUACUUGAGUCUCCAUGGUUGCCCGAUCUGUAGCCUAAUGGAGUCUGUGAAGUUUCUGAAUGUCUUGGGUUUUUCUUGGCCCACAGAUGAGCUCCCAAAGCCAGCCCCACCUGACCCCAGUUCAAGUUGUCUUCACAUGGGCUUGAUUAGGCUCGUGACCUUUCCCACUUCUCCAGCAGUGAGCGGGUUGGCAGGUGGCUGGAGAGAUGACACUGGCUCACUGAGGGAGUAGACUGCCAAUACUUUGGGACAGUCCUACACACGCUGAAUCAAAUGUUCAGGGCGGUGAGAAUGACGCAGAGAGCAGUCUCCUCAAUGGAGAACGCCCCGUGCACUGGUCAUCACUCUGGAAAUGGCAUGUCUGCUGUGCUAUGUUGGCUCAGCUUUUUAGUCUAUCGGA